AUGGUAAGCAUAGCUACCAAGGCCAACCCCUGGAAUGGGAAGACUCUGAAGCCGGAGAGUGUGCGCUCUCAGCUGGAAAGCUCCCUCCAGAGGCUGCAGACAGAUUGUGUGGACCUUUUUUACCUCCAUAUCCCUGACCGUCAAAACCCCAUCCAGGAUACACUUAAGGCCUGCAAUGAACUCCACAAAGAGGGAAAGUUCAAGGAGUUUGGCCUGUCAAACUAUGCUUCCUGGGAAGUGGCGGAAAUUGUCAGCCUCUGCAGACUCAACAACUGGAUUGUUCCCACAGUGUAUCAGGGGAUGUACAAUGCCACUACAAGACAAGUUGAGACAGAGUUGCUGCCAUGUCUGAGAUACUACGGAAUGAGGUUCUACGCAUACAAUCCUCUAGCAGGUGGCCUUCUGACAGGAAAGUACCAUAACAUAGACAAAGAUGGUCCCCUGCCUGAAGGACGAUUCUCUGGUGACAUCUGGGCCGCAGCAUACAGGGACAGAUACUGGAAGCAGAGUCAGUUUGAGGCAAUCAAUCUGGUUAUUGAGGCCUUGGAGACAGUGUACGGCUUGGAGAAACCCACCAUGACAUCUGCUGCUAUGCGCUGGAUGUACCAUCACUCCCAACUUAAGGGGGAUCUUGGUGAUGGAGUCAUCAUUGGUAUGUCAAGUAUAGAUCAACUUCAGCAAAACUUGGCAGCUGCAGAGGAGGGUCCUCUGGAUGAGAGAGUGGUCACCGCUUUUAAUGACGCCUGGAACCUAGUAGCCCACGAGUGUCCAAACUACUUCCGCUAAAGACACACAAAUCUGUCCACUAAUCGAGCACACACAGCAUGUUGUCUGAAUUACAUCAAGCAUCAGACAUACCAAUGUUAAUGUCAAUACGGAAACAAUGUUAAUGGAAACACCAAAAUAAUUAUUUGUAUGUUUAUUUCUGGAACCAAAUACAUGAAUUACCCAGUUGAUUUAGUUAUUUUUCAGUGCAAAUUCCAGAACAAAAAGGUCCAAUUAAUAAAAUUACCAAAACAGACAAACACAAAGUGUCAGUUGAUCACUUUGCCUUGUUGGCAAUCCUGUAUUGAAUCCAAGAAUCCUUUAGGUACAAAAGCUACAAUUUGAAAAAGCACUACCAAACAUAAUGGAAUAAGCUCCCAGAUGUAUAUGCAGGCUUUCCUUUAACCACAAAGGCAACCUUUGCCUCGUGAAAAAAUACAAAUUUCAACUACAGGAAACUCCAGACCCCCAUGGACCCUUCAGUUUGCGUGGCAAUUAUAGCAUUAAUUCCAGUAAAACUCCUUUUUCACCUCAAUAACAAGUUACCUUUCAAAAGGACAUACAAAUAAAUGCCUCGACAAAUAACAGGUUAAGCCACACUAUAUGUAUGUAUGUUUCUUAUGUCUUUCUAAGAAGAACCUCAACAUGUUUUUGUUUAUGCUGCUUGCUUUAGUAUCAUGUCCUAUGUAUUCAGGUUAUUUCUCUUAGUUUUUAAGUUUAAUUGUA
Molecule: messenger RNA, 1491 nt
Organism: Notothenia coriiceps (black rockcod)
Lineage: Eukaryota; Metazoa; Chordata; Actinopteri; Perciformes; Nototheniidae
Product: aflatoxin B1 aldehyde reductase member 2-like
Exons: 7
Coding region: 1-786 (261 amino acids)
Molecular function (GO): oxidoreductase activity
Source: RefSeq, a predicted model, not a curated record